AUGGACGCAUUCUUUGCCAAGGCUAAACACUAUGAAGCACAAUUUGAUCGCUCUCUAGCUCAAUACAAAUGUAUGCGAGAUGCCGAGGAAAAGCUCCACAUUCCCAAAGUCUUUAUUGCACUUGGAGGUGCCUUGAUUCUCUUUCUGGUAGCCUACUUUAACAUUGCUGGAGAGCUAUUCACCGACCUUAUCGGAUGGCUAUAUCCUGCUUAUGCAUCGUUCCAAUCUAUUGAAAUCUCGAGUCGAUCAGCAAAACGGCAAUGGCUUACUUAUUGGAGCCUAUUUGGCUUUAUCCAAACAUUGGAGUACUUUUCUAGUGGCCUGGUGUAUUGGUUUCCAUCCUUCUUUGUGGUCAAGACAUUCCUUGUUCUCUGGCUGGCACUUCCACAGUUUCGGGGGGCAGAGUUAGUGUAUAUGAAGCUCAUUCAUCCAUGGAUGACAGUAAAGAAGAAGGAAUAA
Molecule: messenger RNA, 459 nt
Organism: Lichtheimia ornata
Lineage: Eukaryota; Fungi; Mucoromycota; Mucoromycetes; Mucorales; Lichtheimiaceae
Exons: 4
Coding region: 1-459 (152 amino acids)
Source: RefSeq, a predicted model, not a curated record